AUGGCCUUAGCCAGUGUGGUGCUUCCCGCGACUGUCCAAGCAACGUCAGGAGGUGCAGGAUGGUCGAUAUCUCAAACGGAGCGAAAAGGCAAUCAUGAGUUCGACGCGGCGGCGAAGGUACGCCGGAUUGAUGAGGCUCGAAACAAAGGGUAG
Molecule: messenger RNA, 153 nt
Organism: Glarea lozoyensis ATCC 20868
Lineage: Eukaryota; Fungi; Ascomycota; Leotiomycetes; Helotiales; Helotiaceae
Exons: 1
Coding region: 1-153 (50 amino acids)
Source: RefSeq, a predicted model, not a curated record